Molecule: messenger RNA, 1620 nt
Organism: Glarea lozoyensis ATCC 20868
Lineage: Eukaryota; Fungi; Ascomycota; Leotiomycetes; Helotiales; Helotiaceae
Exons: 1
Coding region: 1-1620 (539 amino acids)
Molecular function (GO): protein binding
Source: RefSeq, a predicted model, not a curated record
AUGUCGCAGCAUGUAUAUUACCCACUCGCCUCUUUGGCGGGUAUUAGUUUUGAUAUCAGACAAUUGAUAUACGAAUAUGCACUCCUCGUCAAAGACCCAACAGCGCUCACAACUGUGUCUUUGGAUUCAGAAACAUACGGCUCAAAAACUUAUACCAACUGUCUAUUACUUGAUUUUCAACACGUCAGCACAGCUCUCUUCAGAGUCAACCGGAAAAUGUCCCGAGAAAGUCUCGAGUACUUUUAUACAAACAACCAUUUUGUUCACGUCCGUACAGGUUUUUCCUGUUACUACCGAGACACAUUGAUGCAAGCCCUACCCGUGAAACUUUUUCGUUUGGAAGAGCGCCUACAUAGUGCAGCUAUCCUUCGUGUCAGUUUACAGACUUUACAGACAGCACUCGACAGUAGAUGGAACAUAUUGCAGGCAGGGCUUUCACUGAUGAUUAGAAGCUCAGAUCUAGGAAAGCUCUUUGAGUUCAUGGACGCUCGCAACUAUGCAUGUUUUACCAAAGAUAAAGUCGUCAAAGUAUCUCUUGAUUUCAACUUGAAAAUACGACACAACAAGAAAUGGAGACCUCAAACGACCCAGGGGAUGAUGAGCUCCAUUAGAUUUCGCCGGAUUCAAACGUCGCAACCUUGGUUCAGCCCGGAACACGAUCCAACAAUACAACUGGACAUAUCUGGUAAACUAAAUGCGGACCAACGCCUGCAGAUUGAAAAAGCAACAAACUUACACCCAUUGCACAGAUCAGAAAUCGAAGCUAUGACAGCGGAAUGUAUCGCAAAAGCCAAGGUGCUAUCAAGUAGCGAGAACUCUGCAGAUCGAAUCAAAGCAUAUGAAUAUUUGAUAGCCGCUGCUAACCUGAAUGGCGGAGAUAUCAACGUCCUUCUAUCAACCGAUCAGGACCCUAGGUGGGAAAGGAGUCCCAGUCGGACUCCAGAACAGUCAUUACUUUUCUUUCAGCUGCUCGACCAGAUCAGCUUAAUAUUUUCGAGCUUGAAUAUACGAGAACUUGCCAUGGCGACCUCCCUCGUGGCUCUGAGAGUGGGCCGCAACACCGGCGACCCGUUGCAGCUGAGGGCUAUAGAGGAAAUAACACUAAGAGUAGUGAACAGUUACCUCGCGGAAGAGGAAUGGGAAGAAGCUAUGCGACAUAUAAUUGAGGUUUGCAAUCGUUACCCAAAUAGUUCGGUAUUGCGGAAUGCAGUUCCAACGAUUAGAAGUCGUCGUAUCCAAGCCGAGAAGCAGAAGAUACAUCAAGAUGAAGUAGAGAAACUUACAAUGAGACUUGUCAAUAUGUUUAUCAUGGAAGAAUCGUGGGAUAAGGCUUUGGCUGAAGCAGAUUCUGCUCUUACCUUGUAUCCUGAUAGCGUUGUCUUGCAGAAUGCUGUUUGCGACAUUUUGGUUCUACAAUUCGAGGCUCGUAGUGAGGAGGCAGAGAGGCUGAGGAGAGAGCAGAAGGAAAUUGAGGCACUAGCUAUGGAGCUCGUGAGUCUUUCCGCCUCGGAGAAAGUGAUCUAUUAUGAUGCGGUAUCAGAGGUUCAUUCCGCCCUUGCUCAUUUUCCAAGUAGCAAAGUGCUACCGGACGCCGUUUUGAAAUUAGAUGCUGCCGUUUAG